Molecule: messenger RNA, 2882 nt
Organism: Odontomachus brunneus
Lineage: Eukaryota; Metazoa; Arthropoda; Insecta; Hymenoptera; Formicidae
Exons: 6
Coding region: 724-1680 (318 amino acids)
Molecular function (GO): serine hydrolase activity
Source: RefSeq, a predicted model, not a curated record
GCGAGCAUGCAGUAGUCAGCGUCCGUGCUCGACGGAUGCAGGUUGCGCGUGUUACGCGACGUUACAUUGACGGUGUAAUAGCGGUACUUCAAACGGUACAAAAUUUACCUCGGAUGAUUGAUUCGCGACUAGCUGACUGAACUUUGAUCAAUGACAAACAUCUGUUGCGGGAAACACAGUUCCUUCACCGCGAUCCGCAAUAACGACAGUGAGGACAGAACUCUCUCUCUGUUCGUCGAGCGGCGACAGUCGCGUAUAAGUAAUUUCGGUUACACGUAGUGCUUGCAUGGCGCGUGCGUGUGCGCGCGAUUUCGAUCGCGCCUCGGCAGGCAGAUAUCGGGGACGGUAAUUUCCGAAUUUAGCUUAUUGUAGUACACUUCGACGCGCGAGUGGCGAUACCAAUUGUCGUCUCGUUCGUUUGGUGGUCGAACGGACAGUUAAAUCGAAAACGAUAGUGGACUGCAGCUGGAUAAAAUGCAACAUGCAAAUCGGUCGAUCGAGUGACAUUUGAAUUGCGAUGAGUGUGAAAUACGAAAUUAAAUAAUUAUAUAAAAUUGUUAAGUCACUUCUGUCGAGACUUUGAUUCUGAAAGAGUCUAAGAGAGAUAGUCACAGACGUAUAGACAACCGGAGAUACGCUCAGUGCUCGUCCAAGCCGCCUGUCGAACAAUAAAUUGGUCUCAUUCUCUCUCUCUCCACAAAGAGAAACAGUGAAUUUCUCAUCAUGAUGAUCAUCACCAGGACUUUGCGCAGUGCUUUUGUAAAAAGCCAAAUUAAUUUGCUCACACAAUCACGGCUGUUGAGGCACAAUCAAUAUGUGGCUGUUGGAAGAUUGGCACGCAUGCUAUCGUCAUAUCAUUUCACGAAAAAUAUUGAAUUUCUUACGCACGACAAUCACAUAAUAUCGUCCAAGAGCGUUGUACAGAAUGUAAACGCAACAAAAAAUCGUCCAUUGUUGAUCAUCCUCUCUUGGCUAAUGUCAAAGCGACAGCAUGUUUUGAAGUUCGUUAACUUAUAUAUGGAACAAGGAUUCGACGUAGUAGUAGUAUCUCUCACACCCUGGCAACUUUUGUGGCCCACAAAAGGUUCCCAACUCGUUGCAAUAGAUUUGCUGUCUUUCCUAGAACAGAACGAAAGUUACGAACAGAUCCUGUUGCAUGGUUUUUCUAUAGGCGGUUAUAUGUGGGGCGAAGUUUUGGAUUUGCUGCAAAGAGACAAGGAUAGGUACAAUAACAUUGCAGACAAGAUCAUUGGGCAAGUGUGGGACAGUAUAGCCGAUAUUGGUCAAGUGUCGAUCGGCAUGUCUCGCGCCGUAUUUCCAAGGAAUAAAGUGCUGCAGUCGGUGUUGUACAAGUAUAUAGAAUAUCAUAUGAAAACGUUCCACAACCAAUCAACACAGUACUAUAUUCGGUCUAGUCAAGUGUUCCAUACGUCUCCUAUACGUGUGCCAGCGUUAUUCUUUAUAAGCAAAGCUGAUCCUGUCGGCACGGAGACCAGCAUUCUGAAUUUACGUGAUAAUUGGGAGACUUUAGGAAUAAAGACUUACGUAAAGAUAUUUGAGAAGUCACCGCACGUCGCUCAUUUCUACUUAUAUCCCAAGGAAUACGUCGCCGAACUAUAUGCCUUCUUGCAAAAGUUGAAUUUGAUACAAAGCGAAGAGAAGAUUAAGGCGCGCUUGUAAAUGUUUAAAACUAGAUCUUUUUUUAUGAGUAGACAUAUUAUAUUUUUAUACGAAAAACUGUCUUUUGGCAUGUUCCAAUAUACGAUUUACAAACAUUUACAUACAUAUAGACAAACAAUACAGAAUGCCUUCGUACAUUUGAAAAUAUAUUUACGUAUAAUAGGGUAAUUAAGGCUAUUGGCUCCUCGCCACGGUCAUCUUCAUUUAUAACAUCAGAAGAGUGAGAAAAUAAACGUUAAAAAUUUUUGCAAAAUAUAUUGAAGUAAAACUAUACAUGUUUAUAAAAUGACAAUUGCAAUCGAUCCGUAAAAUGACCAAAACAUUACGUUUUUACUCUAACAAUCAAUAAAUAGCUGUAAAAUUACAAAAUUACAUUACGUAACAAAAUCAUGAGAGAAAAAAAAUUAAAAAGGAAAAUUGUAUAUCACACUAAAAAAUAUUUAUAUUAAAUAAUUCUCUUUUAUUGAUUAUUCGAAAGGAAAACGUUCGGAUUAAGUUUGCUUGAUUGAUUGCGUCAUUUUAUGGAUAUAUUUUUUAUAUCAAUGUGUACUGCGAAAAUUUUUAGUGUAUAUUUUCUCGCUUUUAAUGUCAUGAAUUAAGAGUUUUACAGCGAAAAGCCAAGAAUACAUCUUAAUACGUUUGCUACCCCGGUUUAUUUGAGCAAUUCUUUCCAUAAAUAUAUUUGUUUUCAUGUAAUUAUAUGAAACAAACUUGGUUCAUUUAUAUAUGGAAUAUAAAAAAUAUCAUUUUCAUACACAUGUGAUGUUGACAGCGAACAUGUAAAACUAAAAAUUUUGAGUAAAAAUAAACUUAAAGUAAAAAAUCGGUACGUCAUGACGAUACGUCUGAUGUUGGUAACGAAUAUAUUGAAUAUAAAAUUAAUGAGAUUAGGAAAGAAUUUGAAUUAAAAAAGAAUUUAUAAAGAACAGUAAAAAAGAAGUUAUAUUUUUGUAAAAUUUUCCAAAAAAGUACAUAUAAACAUUUGAUACAUUGUGAUAUUUAUAGAAAUUUUUAUAUAUAUAUAAUAUAUAGUAAUAUUGUAUAUUAUCAAUGCAAGGUUUAUACAUACAAUUGAAAUUUUAUCUUUCUCUUUUAUGGUGAAUUGAAUAUAUACUAGAAAAUAGAACACUAGCAUUGGUUUAUGUCUCUUGUACUACACAUUGGGAACUUUAUAGAAAUAGAUAUAUAUCACAUGUAAACUA